ACUGAAAAUAAAGCUCCACAACUACCAAUCACACCAGACUCUGUUUCUUCUUAUCUGUUUCAGUUCCUUCCUAGGCCUUCUUUAGCUCUGUUUCAGUUCCUCCCUCCCUUUUUUAUAUACUCUUGUGUGUUCUUGUUCCAUUUUAUUUCGGACGGUGAGCUCAUUGCCACGAUGAAGGGGAGGACAAGCUCAUUCCUCUUCAUCGUCUUCUUGCUCUAUGCCCUUCAUGGGAUUCUCUCUGUUCAUUCCUUUCUUGACGAAUCGAAACAAGACGAACCGAUGAAAUUGGAGCUCAUUCACAGACACUCUUUGCGUGUCGAAAUGCCGAAAACGCAGCUAGAACUCAUUGAAGAGCUUCAGCGCCACGACGUCAUUCGCCACCAGAUGAUCUCCCGCAGGAGGCAGCAUCACCAUCACAGCAUUCCCACUGGCCUAAGGAGAAAUGCAUUGGAAACUGCAGCCUCCAUUGCAAUGCCGUUGAGUUCGGCUUGGGAUUUCGGUGCCGGGCAGUACUUUGUUCAGAUUAAAGUGGGAACACCUUCACAGAGAUUCCUUUUGAUUGCAGACACAGGGAGUGACUUGACAUGGAUGAAGUGCAAGUACCGGUGCGUUGCUGAUAAAUGUGGGUUGAAAAGAGCAACGAUGAAGAAGAACAAGAAGAAGGUGUUUCGUCCUGCUCAAUCUUCAACCUUCAAAAUUAUCCCUUGCUCUUCUGAAAUGUGCAAGUUCGAGCUUGAGUUUUCUCGCCAAGAAUGUCCAACCCCAUUGAGCCCUUGCAAAUAUGAUUAUAGGUACGCGGAAAGCUCCGGUGCAUUGGGAUUCUUUGCGAAUGAGACUGUAAGAGUACCCCUUACGAACGGUAGGAGAGCGAGGCUGAAUGAUGUGCUAAUUGGUUGCACAGAGUCCAUCGAGGGCCCUAAAGGGGCAAGCAUCCGGGCAGGUGAUGGGAUAUUGGGUUUAGGGUUCGGAAAGCACUCAUUCGUGGCGAAAGCUGCUUCAAACUUGGGUGACAAGUUUUCCUAUUGCUUGGUUGAUCACAUGAGCAACAAGAAUGUGUCAAGCUAUCUCACAUUUGGUCGAAAUGCUGAAACCGCACAGCAAAACAGCAGGAUGAGGUACACAAAGCUUGCUUUGGGUGGCCCUAAAAUUGGCCCAUUUUACGCCGUGAACUUGGUGGGGAUAUCAGCUGGGAGCAAAAUGCUAAAGAUACCAAAUGAAGUGUGGAAUGAAAAUCUUGGUGGUGGAACCAUAGUUGAUUCAGGCACAAGCCUCACAUUUCUAACCUCGCCAGCUUACAUACAUGUCAUGGAUGAACUGACCAUGGCUUUGUCCAAGUACAAAAAGAUUCCCUCGGACGCAUUCGAGUUCUGCUUCAAUUCCACUGGUUACGAUCAGUCUUUGGUGCCGAGAUUCGCAAUUCAUUUUGCAGAUGGAGCUAAAUUUGAGCCUCCAGUCAAGAGCUAUGUUAUUGAUGUUGCAAUACAGACCAAGUGUCUAGGUUUUCAGUCAGCUCCGUUUCCUGGCACUAUUGUUAUUGGCAACAUAAUGCAGCAAAAUUAUUUGUGGGAAUUCGAUUUGCGGGGCGGUAGAUUGGGUUAUGCUCCUUCAAGCUGUACCUAG
This is a messenger RNA of Fragaria vesca subsp. vesca, 1620 nucleotides long. Its product is annotated as aspartic proteinase nepenthesin-1-like. The record is from RefSeq and is a predicted model, not a curated record. NCBI's taxonomy places the organism in Eukaryota, Viridiplantae, Streptophyta, Magnoliopsida, Rosales, Rosaceae. Gene Ontology annotation, biological process: proteolysis. Gene Ontology annotation, molecular function: aspartic-type endopeptidase activity. The transcript is spliced from 2 exons. The coding region runs from base 172 to 1620 and encodes 482 amino acids.